ACUCAGCCCGAAGUGAUGGAUUUCUCUGGAAUGUGGAAAUAACAAAGGGGGGCUGGGAGGGAGCGCGAGAGCACAUUAUGAGAGUGGAGGGGGAUCGGCCAAGAUGCUGAGGAUUUUUUUAUGUCAACAGAUUCUGCUAUUCAAAAGCCACACGUGCCUGGUCUGAGAAGCCUGAAAUUUCAGCCCUAACCUGGCUUUUUGGCUGCAUCCAUCAUGGCGAAAGCUCAGCUUCUUUGACAGAAAAAUAGCUCAAGAGAAACAUCCCAUUCAUGUUCAUCCCAUCUUACCUUUGAUGUUGCAGAAUUCUAAAAGACCCCUUUGCAGGUCUUCCUGACACAACGAGCCUGGGCAUUUAAUAAGACUUCUCUGCCAAGAAGACUGAAAAGGAGAGAAGGCGAAGAAAGGAAAGAAGGUGAAGACAGAGCAUUCCCCUGAGCCAAAAGAUUAGGAGGUAAAGAACAGCACCUAUAAAUCAGCUUCCUGACCACCAGACAGAACUGAAAGGCAAAAUGAAAACAAUAGUACUGCUGGUUUUGCUGAAUUUGUUGUUAGGGGGACAUGCCAUGUCCACAAGCCGUCUCUCCUGCUACAGGAAGAUUUUAAAAGAUCGCAACUGUCACAAUAUUCCUGAAGGAGUGGCAGACCUUAAACAGAUUGAUGGACACCUCCAGGACCACUUUUGGGAUGGAAAAGGGUGCGAGAUGAUCUGUUAUUGCAACUUCAGUGAAUUGUUGUGCUGCCCAAAAGACAUCUUCUUUGGGCCAAAAAUCUCUUUUGUGAUCCCUUGCAACAACUAGUGAGAAUCUUCAUGAUAUCAUCUAUAGAAUGCAAGAUAUGAAUCACAGCUUAUCCAGGUUCAAAUUCUGACUCCAGCUCUUACUAACUAUGAUCCUGAAGAAACUGCUUAAUCUUUUGGAGCCUAAGAUGCUUAUCUGUAAAAUGGAGAUAAUAGAACCUACCUCCUAGGGAUGUUAUAUGAGGAUCAGAUGAGAUCAAAUGCUUUGCAAAACCUUGAAGUGUCAUAUGUAUUCUAGAGCAUUCCCCCAAGAAAUCUGUGCAAUUAUCAUCAUAAUAAAACCCUUAAUCAUUA
This is a messenger RNA of Sarcophilus harrisii (Tasmanian devil), 1090 nucleotides long. It is a transcript of the gene SCRG1, whose product is annotated as stimulator of chondrogenesis 1. The transcript is spliced from 6 exons. NCBI's taxonomy places the organism in Eukaryota, Metazoa, Chordata, Mammalia, Dasyuromorphia, Dasyuridae. Bases 510 to 797 code for a protein of 95 amino acids. The record is from RefSeq and is a predicted model, not a curated record.